AUGUCUACAUCCCAUGAACGUAUAAAGGCUUUGAAUGAACUGGCCCAGUACACUGGGGAUAGCAAUAGUGAUAGGCUUGAGCGACUGAAGAAAAUAGAACAGUUACGACUUCAAGGGUAUCAGAAACUUAGAACUCUGUCUAGUAACAAAUUUGGUACAACUUCAUCGCCAACACGACGGUCAUACUCAAGCUUUUCUCCAGAGACAUCUCCCAGUUUUUAUGGUAGUCUGGGCAGGAUUGAUCAUCUAGAAGGUGUAAAACCCAAAUCAUAUUCCACACAGUCAUUUCAAUAUCAGACAGAAUCUCAGUCACGGAAAACAAGGUCAUCGUCUCUGUCUGAUGAAGAAGGAGAUUACCGACCAAGACAUUUGUUAAGAUCGCGCAGUGCUACAACGGUGUCAGAUGCUGCAUUAUCAGCUUCCCAGCCCGAGGGUGACCAAAACAUGUCGUAUCCUGUCGAAUCAAACGAUUAUUGGAAGGAUGACAGCUGUAGUGAGGAGGACGAAAACAUUGAGGAUUUUAAGAGAAGCUUGUUUGGUGAUAUAAGUUCAUUUACAAACAAAACUUCUCCUCGAACAGAUGGGACAUUACAGGCUUUUUCUCUGUCUAGGGCAUGGUCAUCAGGUGGGGCAGAUUAUGAGGAUCCAACAGAAGAAAAGGGUAACCAGGAGGAGACCAUGAAAGAUGAUGGUGGAGACGUUGGUAUGUUCCCUUCAUAUGACAAAGAGUUUCAAGAGAUGAAUUAUGGUGAAACUUUUGAAAAUCCUCACAGUUAUGGUAGUACGAUUAGGAAAUCAUAUUCAAGAGAUAGGACCAGACAACCCUUGUUACGUUCCUUCUCCUCACAACAGGAGUCAAUACCAGGAUCAGGUCCAGCCUCAUUUAAUGAUCGGAACUUCUCUCGUCUGGACUCUACACAGGAACGGCUUUCUUCAUUUGGUUCAGAUAGAAUUUCAUUGGAUAAGGAGAGAGAUCAGAGAAUUGAUAGGUUAUUUUCUCCGUCUGUUAAUGAGAGUAGUACACUUUCAUCUGACAGACACCGUUUAUAUGGAAGAGACUCCUACAGACUGAGGGAAACAUAUUCAAGUCAGAGAGGAGAUUGGACAACUAGAAACUCCUCCUUAAGUGGUUCAUCAUUUCAGCCGAAAAAAGUUGGUUUAAGUGCAGAGACUGAAAAGAAACUUGAUGAAUUAUUCAGUACACCUUCAGUGUUAACAUCAAAUAGACCUUCAUUUGCAACUCGAAGACAGAAGUCAGACAGUAAAAGAAACAUAGUUAUUACAAGGAGAAGAAAUGACCAAGAUCAUACAGGCCGUGUUCCAGAUGUUUUAUCAACAAAGAUGCUAGAUAAUAAGUCAGAUCAGACUGAGAUUUCAAAGGUCCCUGGUACAAGGAAUAUUUAUAAUCCGUCCUCACUUGAUCAAAAACUGGAUAGUUUAUUUGGUACUCCUUAUAAUCCAUCAACACAGACAUUGGACAGAUCUCAGAAUUAUGACUCCAGUGAUAGUCAUUGGUCUGAAGAGACCAAUACUAGAAAUAAUUCUGGUCAAUCCACACUGGAUGAAAAACUAGACCGCUUGUUUGGGAGUUCUGAUGUGCUAUCGACUAGGGCGAUGAAUUAUGAAACUAUGCAAAACAGGAUUCCAACCCGACAGACGCUCAGUAAUAAAGAAAAACCUACCAUGUCAUCCAUGUUGUAUGGAACUGACAACAAUAGGACUGAACCAGGGGAGAUAACUCGGACCAAAAGACAGAUGAGGGAAGUCCAUAAAACUGUUCCUGAAAUCAGGGGACGUAGGCACCAGGACCAGCAACAGCAGUAUAGUCAUCAGGAUUAUACCAAUGGUGAGGGUUCUGUGAAUGGUUAUGAAAUGGAUCUAGAGUCAAGUCCUGACGAUCCAGUAGAUGGUACAGUGUCUGUAGGAAAUGGUAAUAUGGAUAUGAAUGAACAGGACAAUAGGGUCACAGAAGAAAAUAUUGAAUUUCUUGACCAAGUACUAACUGAGGCUGAUGGUGCAGCACACUCGGAGGAAAAUUUUGCUGAGGAGGAGGAUGUUGGUACAGAGGAGAAUGAUUUCCAUGGAGAUGUUGUAUGGUCAAAACAGAAAGAACAAUUAAAAAACAAUUCAUUGAAAGAAAGUGAGACCUCGGACAAACAAGCUGAUACUAAAAAAAGUAAGACAAAAUCCAAAGGUAAAAAAUCUAAAGGCAAACAAGGACAGAAGAAGGUGGAAACAGCAACUGAAAUAAAGAGAGAAUCUCCUAAACCUGUUUUGGAAACGGAUAUUGAUUGGCCACUGGAAGAUCAACAAAACGGAGAAAACGAAUAUAAUGGAUCCAACAGGUCAGCUGUUAAAUCUUCAGAAGACCUGGAAGUCAUGGAAGAUAUUUGCAUAGGUAAUAACACGGAGGAAGUGAGUAAUGUCCAAGCAGAGAACAAGGAGGAAGUGAGUAAUGUCCAAGCAGAGAACAAGGAGGAAGUGAGUAAUGUCCAAGCAGAGAAUGAGGAGGAAGAGAGUUACCUUGAGGCCGAGGAGGAUACAGAAGUAUACAUGCAGGUUGAGGAGGGGGAUCAGUAUCAAAAUCCUGCUCAAACUUUAAUACAAGAUACUUCUAUUGAUGAAGAAACACAUGUUGAAUCUGAGACAAAUGCAAAAAAAGGAUUAAACUCAGAAUCACAGGAAGUUGGAAAAAGUCCUGAAAACACCUCCUGGCUUUUUAGUAAAUUCAACUCACUCAUUCAUGGUUUUAGUGCAGACACUUGUGAAGAUAAAUCAAGAAGUGAUAUACCACAGAACCCAGAGAAUAUUGAAAAGUCUGCAGGAAGGGAUGGUGUAUCGAUGUCAAAUGGUGACCUGAAUGUUGUUACUUUUUCCGAUACUGGCACUGCCAGUGAAGAUGAUUAUGCUACAGCUUCUGAUGAUGACACAACAAAAGUAGAUAUACCAUAUAACAAGACACAAAACAAGCAAAGGGUUCUAGACUCAAAUAACAAAAACGAGAAAAACAAUACUGGAACUUCCGAUGACAGUGACACAAUGGAUAUUUUCAGCGAAUUAGCUGCGAGUACAGGUAUGCCAUUGGAUAACAGUGAAAAAAGUUCAGUCAAUACAGAGGCUGAGGCUCUGUACAAAAGAGAGGAGAAUUUGCUUAGGUGUGAAAAGGAGGGAACAUUGGUGCAAAUCGUGAAUAAUGGACAGGAAGUAGAUGUUGAACACCAUGAAGUAUGUGUUCAAAGGGAGGAAAGCGAAUUUCUGCAAGGUAAAAUAGAUAAAGUGAAGGAAACUGAUUUAAAGUAUGAGGAAAACAACAACAAGUCAGAUCAACAUUUUAUGAAGGAAACAAUUCCAACUUUAGAUAAGUUUGUCCAAAUGAAUGAUAAGCAGGCAGUUUGUACUACAGAAAUGUCUAUACAAACAGAGAUCGAGGCAUAUCUGACUACAGAGAAGGUCACUGCUAGUGUACAAACUGUGCCCCUGAAAGUGGAUAUGUGGACACAGACAGAUACAGAACUAGGUAAAGACUGCAGAGAGUUCGGGAUUCAGGCAGCGCCUACCACAGCUGAUUACAGCACCCAGUAUGAUGUUGAUGUGAAGGAAAAUGGUAUUCAAGUUGUAAAUAAACAUGAACAGUUUGAACAGGAUCAACUGAAAAAAGAAAAUGUGUCUGAUAUCGUGAAAUCUGAAAUUGGGAAGGAAGGAUACUUGUCAACAGAAGGUCUCUCAUCUGAACGAGAAAAAUCAAAUCAUCUUUCAUCUGAACAAGAAAAGCUGGAACAUCUCUCAUCUGAACGAGAAAAAUCAAAUCAUCUCUCAUCUGGACAAGAAAAGCUGGAACAUCUCUCAUCUGAAUGGGAAAAAUCAAAUCAUCUUUCAUCUGAACAAGAAAAGCUGGAACAUCUCUCACCUGAACGAGAAAAAUCAAAUCAUCUCUCAUCUGGACAAGAAAAGCUGGAACAUCUCUCAUCUGAACGGGAAAAAUCAAAUCAUCUUUCAUCUGAACAAGUAAAGCUGGAACAUCUCUCAUCUGAACAAGUAAAACUUGAUCAUCUUUCAUAUGAACAAGAAAAAUCGGAACAUCUCUCAUCUGAACAAGUAAAACUUGAUCAUCUCUCAUCUGAACAAGUAAAACUUGAUCAAGAAAAGCUGGAACAUCUCUCAUCUGAACAAGUAAAACUUGAUCAUCUUUCAUAUGAACAAGGGAAAUCAGAAUGUAUGAAAGUUGAGACGGUGAACCCUGUACUCAUUGUGACUGAUAAACUCAUUGCUGAAUAUGCUGUUGCAGAGGAAAUCAAAGUAGAAAAGGUUGUACCAGAGCAAGUGAGACUUGGAGGAGGGCAGACCUUGGGUACAUCAGAAGGAAAUGCUGUCUGUGAAUCAUCAGAUCAGGUAAAGAAGGAAUUGACAACCAGAGGUGAUAAUUCAACAGGUGUAACAGCUGAAGCAGAGGUCACCCUCAGUACUGUAGCCCUACAGAAAACCAGUGUUACCGGGGAAACCAAAAUCACCCAAAGUGUUGAGAAUGACACCAAUGCUAGUGAAACAGGCAACAGCUGGUCAAACAUUAUUGCCGUUCCUAGCGAAAUAUCAUUCUCUUCUCACAGUCUUGGAAAGAAAGUUCCUCCUCAACCUUGUCCCAAACGACGUACAAAGCAAAGGCCUUCAUCAAGACCUUCUUCAAUUGUAUCUGAAGGUGAUGGAUUUGAUUUUCAUGUAAGUGGACAAAAUACUACUAAUCUUGAAUCAUCAAGUUUCAACUUCAAUCAAAUUCUGUCUGGUACGGAUACUAUGAAUAAAGAAAAACCCUCAGACAAAGGACAGGGAACUGAAAGUGGCAAAAAUGCAGUAACUGUGAUAUCAGAGUCUAAUGUACCGACACCAUCAUCACCAGGAUCGAAAGAGUUUGGCAAGAUUCCUACUGGAAGUAGUAGUACCGUUUUGUCUGUGACUGUUGGACCGAAAUCUCCGAGGAUACAGGAACAUAGCACGGAUACUAAAGCUGCAACAAAUGUUACUUCACCAAGAUCGCCUGUUUCUGGAAUGUCUGUCUUUAGUAGUCAUGGCAACAAAAGUAAGCCACCCCCACCAGCUUUGUUACCUAAAAGGAAGGCAACAACCCAAUUACAAAUGCCAACUUCUCCAAAAUCUCCUACUUCUCCAAGAACUCCUGAGAAGAUGGAGUUCACACAGGAAUAUGACCCUGUUUUUGCCAAACAGAUGAAAAUGAACAACGGACAGCAAGAGAUUGUAAAGGAAUCCAUAAACAGAUUAAAAGACAACCCUUUCAUACGUAAAGAUGGAAAUGUCAAAAGGGGCCGACAAGAAUCUUUUUCAGAGAAAUGUGAAAUGUCUGCAUCAUCAAAACCUAGAACUUUAUCCAGUAGUCUGACACCAAAAUCACCAAAGGAUGAGCAUAAGGGCGCUGGAGUGACAUCUGCACAGACUAAAGAGGAUGAGGUUGACCUGAAUGUCUUAGACAGUAGCAGUCUUCGGUCUGAAAUCAUAAGGCAGUCAACAUCACGAUCAAGUGCAAGAAAGUUGUCAAAGAAAACCAAAAAUGUUGACAAUAUCAGAUCAAAGUUGGAGACUCCAUCUGAAUCCUCCACCAAGAAAGAAUCUUCAAGUAUUGUGAAUAAAAUAAUCUCGGAUGCAGCAAAAUUUGAAGCCAGGUUCAGCAGUGGUUCUAGCCCAAAUGUUAGGGAUGAUGUGCUGAGCAAAGCUGACCUGGCACAUACUCCCUUGGAAAGAGAAAAUCCGUUUAUCCAGCCUGCAGAGGAUAUCAUUUACACCAGAAAAGGUUCUUCUGAGUCUUGUUCCAACAAGGAAAUGUCAGGCUCUGUGGAGACAAAUGUUGACACUGAGGAUACUGCUACGGUAAUACUGACCAGUGUUCAGAAGCAGGAUACACAAUCUUCUGCAGAGGUUUCUGCAGUAGUACAGGCUGAUAGCAUAAACCAGGAGGGAAAAUCUACAAUACUUGACGCAGAUAAAAUGACAAUUCCAGAGCUGGAGGACAAAAUGGAACCUCCACAAAGGAGAAGAAAACUCAAGGUCCAGGUUCCACCUCCAACAAAUGCAAAAGGACGAGAAACAGGAGAUGUCACAGAGAGUCCUUCACUAGCCUUGUUAGUCUCUUCUGAAUUAGAGGAUAUUGGUGUUGGAGAAAUUCCAGGGCUGAAAACAGAACCAGAUAAUGUUCCGAAUACUACUGCAAAAGAAGGUGACAUCAACUUAAAAUCAGGCCAGCAGAAGACAGGGAAACCACCUUCUCCUAAAACAAGUCAGUCUCCUUCACCUACAACUUGCAAGUCACCACCUCCAAGACAUAAAAGACCGCUUUCACCAAAAGUCGGUAAAACACCACCUUCGCCGCGCAGUUGUAAAUCACCGAGUCAAAAGUUGACCACGCCCCCAUCACCAAAAGGAGGUAAACAAAAGUCACAGAGUUGGAGUACACCUCCCUCACCAGGAGGCAUGCCGUUAUCUCCACGCACAAAACAGUCACCUUUGUCAAAGGCAAUGUUCGGUGACAAGGAAAGUGGAAAGUCAGGAAGUGAGGUUACUGGAGAUUCUAGAACUGGGAGGAGAUCUUAUGAAAAAACAGGCUCAAGCUCUUCCAGGGGGAGCUCUGUAUCAUCUGAGGGUAGUUCCUCUCCUGAAAAGGGUAAGGGUGCUAGACAGGAAGUGUCCAAAUCUCCUCAGAAGGGUUCCCAACAGACCCCUCCUGUGGUAGACAAAGCUCAAGAACUGGGACAGAAGAGUACCAAAAAGGCCCCUCCUGUCCCAGAAAAACCUAAGAGAAUAUCCUCUCAACAAAAGGACAAACCUUCCCAUCUAAAAGACACAGAAAGUUCUGCUUCAAAGUCCAAAGUGAAAAGUGGUUUUUCUUUUCUGAAGGGGAGGAAAGCGAGUAAGUGA
Molecule: messenger RNA, 6918 nt
Organism: Ylistrum balloti
Lineage: Eukaryota; Metazoa; Mollusca; Bivalvia; Pectinida; Pectinidae
Exons: 4
Coding region: 1-6918 (2305 amino acids)
Source: RefSeq, a predicted model, not a curated record